This is a messenger RNA of Lytechinus pictus (painted urchin), 3037 nucleotides long. Its product is annotated as autocrine proliferation repressor protein A-like. The record is from RefSeq and is a predicted model, not a curated record. The coding region runs from base 653 to 2125 and encodes 490 amino acids. NCBI's taxonomy places the organism in Eukaryota, Metazoa, Echinodermata, Echinoidea, Temnopleuroida, Toxopneustidae. The transcript has 15 exons.
AGUUGAGAUAUUGAUAGAAAACUAAAGUAUAGUGAUUAUUAUGUUACUUCCUCCAGAUGGGCCCACAAUCAUGAUGAUGUUUAAUUAUUAUAAUCAUUAUUAUUCAUUUAGUUUAAUCUCAAUGCAAUUCUGAACUUCAUUAUAAACACAGUUCGAAUGCAGUUGCACAAACUCCCUCUACGAUCAGUCAUCGAUAACUCUGUAGGUAUAGAAAUGGUAUCGAAUCGUUUACGUCAUUCGCUUCCAGGCUAAACGAUCUUUAGAUCGCGUGUGAUCUUAAUACACUUCAAUAUCUACAAUAUUUGCUAUAAUAGCUUAUCAUAUAUUAAUUAUUCCCUUCGUGGCCGAAUCGAGAGACGCACAAGAUUCAAGGGUGAAGUGGCUAUGUUGGACUUCUUGAAAUGGUUUUUACGGUCACCCACUAUCGUGUGAUCUUGAUAAUAUCAUAAUGUAGUUCAGAAUUAUCUGGUCUUGUAUUUAAUUAUCCACAGAUUUGUGGAUCAAUGUACAAUUUAAACCCUAGAUGAGCAGUACCUAGAUAUGGGAAAUAACUUCAUCCAGCUAUUUUGAGACCAACUUCAAACCGCUAGUCUGGGAAAGUUUUCCAUCACAAAUCAAGAAAGGUCGCAUACCAAGGACGAGGACAGCAACCAUGGUCGAUACGAAGUUGUUUGUGGUGGCGCUUUGUUGCUGUGCUGCAGCCACAGUGGUGGCAACACCGCUGGACGACUAUGUCAACAUGGCGGACCCUCAUUACAAGUAUGAAGUCCUGAGCGAGCAUAAGGUGCAUGGGGAGUACAUCGCUUAUGUUCUCAACAUGACGUCACAGAAAUGGCUCACAUAUAAUGAUUCUGACUCAGCUAUAUGGUGGCAUUACUUGACAAUCACGAUACCAGACAACCUAACCCAUCCUGAAUAUGCUGCUAUCUAUGUGACCGGAGGAUCUAACCAUGGCGGUCCCCCAGAUCCACUCAAGGAUGCAGAGACUUUAUUUACCUCUCUGAUGGCGGUUGGUUCAGGAUGUGUGAGUGCUAUUCUUCGGCAGAUUCCAAAUCAACCCAUUGUCUUUAAGACAGACCCACUGCAGAAAAAACGAUCUGAAGACGCCAUCAUUGCCUUUACGUGGCGCCAUUUUAUAGAGAAUGGGACAGACGAGCCUUAUUGGCUACUGAGAAUGCCAAUGACAAAGGCAGUUGUUCGUGCAAUGGAUACUCUUACCGAUCAUGUACUAAAGGUACGCGGGGAAAAGGUGUCCAAGUUCGUCAUCGCAGGAGCAUCUAAGAGAGGCUGGACCACGUGGACUACUGGUGCAGUUGAUAAACGUGUUGUGGGAAUAGCACCAAUGGUCCUGGACCUUCUCAACAUGGUGAAGAAUCUACAUCAUAUGUAUCGAUCUUUAGGAGGUUGGACCUUUGCCUUUGAGGAUUACUACACUGAGAAUGUCACCCUUUAUCUUGAUGAACCCAAUACACAAAAGUUGGCUGAUAUCGUUGAUCCACUUGCCUAUAAAGAUCGAUUAACAAUGCCGAAGCUUAUCAUUACUGCUGGGUCAGACGAGUUCUUUCUACCAGAUGAUUCUUACUACUAUUUCGACCUGAUUCCAGAACCAAAGUUUCUCAGAAUAACCCCUAAUGGUGAGCACUCUCUAACUCUUCAUCAUGUUGAACUGGUGACUGUAAUGACAGCAUUCAUGAGAACAAUCACUGAGCCCACUGACUGGACUCAACCUAAAAUGACUUGGAAAAGAUAUGAGAACAGCACACAUGGCAUCAUUGAACUGAUCUCUGACCCCCCACCAUUCAGGAUUGAAGUCUGGCGUACUCUGACCAACAGAGGGAAAAGACGAGAUUUCCGUCUGGCGGUUGCUAAAACCGAGGGAUCAUCCGAAAUCUAUCCUCAUCUUAUCAUCUACAAGAACUUUCCUGCAAGAAACCCGUCUCGAGGGAAAUACAUCGCCGAGUUCCUAACUCCUGAAACUGGAUGGCAGUGUUUCUUCAUUAAGGCCUUCUACUACGCACCAGGAGGAGCCAUCAUAAGUUUCACCACGGAAGCCAACAUCACUCCAUCACAGAAGUUCGCCGUACCUGAUUGUCAUGGUACUGAGUGUAGAGGGACUCUCGUCUGAUCGUUGUUCCUAAACCCUCUCCCUUCUUUUCUUUCUUUUAUCAUGUUUAUGCAUACUUCCGAUAUCUUUAGUUUUCCCCUCCAAUUUCUUCACUUCUGAUUUGCCUUUAUAUGAUAGUAUCACAAAAGGUAAUAAAACUGAAAUAUUAUAUUGAAGUGCAACACCUCUUACUCUCCUUUUAACUCCCCCCUCCCCUGCCUUUUCUCUCUCUAUCGCCCACGCUCGUAUACCCCUCUCCCCUCCCCCCCUCUUCCCCUCUCUCCCCUCUCUCUUUCUUUCUCUUUCUCUCUCUCUCAUUCUCUUUCUCUCUCUCUCCAUCUCUUUCUUCCUUUCUUUCUCCUUUAUUUUUUAAUUCUCGUUUCUUUUAUGUAUCUUGUCAUUUUUAUUCUUAAGUUCCCCCUUCAAAAAAAAACUUAUUUUUGCAAAUGACACUAUAAUUAUGUUAGUCGCCGAUAUUUGUAAUUAAUAACAGGGAUUCGACACGCCAUGACCUUGUUAGAAAAGAGUUGAUGAACAUUUUAGAAACACCACAUGCAGUAUUAUAGAUAUCAGUUUACCUAUUUGAUAAAUUAUUUUCAGGGAAAUAUAGUCAAACGAGAUGAUAGAACGUGUUGAUGAAAUUUUAUUUCUUGUAUAGAGAAUUAUACUAUUUUUCCUUAUUGUUUUUUAUAUCACUGUUGCUUUGAAAUUAAAUAAUCUUGAAAUUUGAAAAAAAAAUAUACAUUGUGCCAUUAAAGCCAUUAGCACAUAAGUAGCUGUAAUAUCCAAUAUGAUAGGAUAUAAUAUACCAUAACAUAUUGGAUAUUAUGUCAUUUAUCAGUAUUGUCUUGUGAUUUACUGUGAAGGUAGUAAUGUUUGAAGAAAAAAAUCAAGAUGUUGCAAUAAAAAUAACGAUAUCUUAUAUAACGACUG